Meriones unguiculatus (Mongolian gerbil) is the source of this 7510-nucleotide messenger RNA. RefSeq names its product Wnt ligand secretion mediator (gene Wls). Gene Ontology annotation, biological process: Wnt signaling pathway; intracellular protein transport; Wnt protein secretion. The coding region runs from base 299 to 1924 and encodes 541 amino acids. Lineage: Eukaryota; Metazoa; Chordata; Mammalia; Rodentia; Muridae. Gene Ontology annotation, cellular component: endomembrane system; organelle membrane. Gene Ontology annotation, molecular function: Wnt-protein binding. The record is from RefSeq and is a predicted model, not a curated record. The transcript is spliced from 12 exons.
CGAGAGGGAGGGAGGAAGAAAGAGAGGGAGGCGUGUCAUGUGAUCCGCUUCCCUGCUCCUUUAAGCGUCCACUGGCUGCCGAGCGGCCGCAGUCCCAGCUCUGGGCAUCUGGGGUAUCCGAGCGGCUUCGCCCAGGGAUCUACGUGGGCGCCUGGGGUCUGGGUCUCACCUCCUCUGUGCCAUUGCACCCUUGAAGUUUUGCAGCACCAGGAAAAGAGGACAAGAAAGAAGAAGAAGGGAAGCGGAAAGCAUACCCUAAAACAUUUACUUAAAGGAGAAAAGAAAGGGGGGCGCAGAAAUGGCUGGGGCAAUUAUAGAAAACAUGAGCACCAAGAAGCUCUGCAUUGUUGGAGGGAUUCUGUUGGUUUUCCAAAUCGUUGCCUUUCUUGUGGGCGGCUUGAUCGCUCCAGCACCAACGACAGCAGUGCCCUACAUGUCGAUAAAAUGUGUGGAUGUCCGUAAAAACCACCAUAAGACAAGAUGGCUGGUGCCUUGGGGACCAAACAAGUGUGACAAGAUCCGUGACAUCGAGGAAGCAAUUCCAAGGGAAAUUGAAGCCAAUGACAUUGUAUUUUCUGUACACAUUCCACUCCCUUCUAUGGAGAUGAGUCCAUGGUUCCAGUUCAUGCUAUUUAUCCUGCAGUUAGACAUCGCUUUCAAGCUGAACAACCAAAUCAGAGAAAAUGCAGAAGUUUCGAUGGAUGUUUCCUUGGGUUACCGUGAUGAUAUGUUUUCAGAAUGGACUGAAAUGGCCCAUGAAAGAGUACCACGUAAACUCAAAUGUACUUUUACAUCUCCCAAGACCCUAGAGCAUGAAGGUCGUUAUUAUGAAUGUGAUGUCCUUCCUUUCAUGGAAAUUGGGUCAGUGGCUCAUAAAUACUACCUUCUAAAUAUCCGGCUACCUGUAAAUGAGAAGAAGAAAAUCAAUGUUGGGAUUGGGGAGAUAAAGGAUAUUCGGUUGGUGGGAAUCCACCAAAAUGGAGGCUUCACUAAAGUGUGGUUUGCUAUGAAGACCUUCCUCACACCCAGCAUCUUCAUCAUUAUGGUGUGGUAUUGGAGGAGGAUCACUAUGAUGUCCCGACCCCCAGUGCUUCUGGAAAAAGUCAUCUUUGCCCUUGGGAUUUCCAUGACCUUUAUCAAUAUCCCUGUGGAAUGGUUUUCCAUUGGGUUUGACUGGACCUGGAUGCUGUUAUUUGGUGACAUCCGACAGGGCAUCUUCUAUGCAAUGCUUCUUUCCUUCUGGAUCAUCUUCUGUGGCGAGCACAUGAUGGAUCAACAUGAACGAAAUCACAUUGCAGGGUAUUGGAAGCAAGUUGGACCAAUUGCUGUUGGCUCUUUCUGCCUCUUCAUAUUUGACAUGUGUGAGAGAGGAGUACAACUUACAAAUCCUUUCUACAGUAUCUGGACUACAGAUGUUGGAACAGAACUGGCUAUGGCUUUUAUCAUUGUGGCAGGUAUCUGUCUCUGCCUCUACUUCCUGUUUCUGUGCUUCAUGGUAUUUCAGGUAUUUCGAAACAUCAGUGGGAAGCAGUCUAGUCUCCCAGCCAUGAGCAAAGUCCGGAGGCUGCACUAUGAGGGUCUGAUUUUCCGGUUCAAGUUCCUCAUGCUUAUCACCUUGGCUUGUGCUGCCAUGACUGUUAUCUUCUUCAUUGUUAGUCAGGUGACUGAAGGCCAUUGGAAAUGGGGUGGUGUUACAGUUCAAGUGAACAGUGCUUUCUUCACUGGCAUCUAUGGAAUGUGGAACCUGUAUGUCUUUGCUUUAAUGUUCUUGUAUGCACCAUCCCAUAAAAACUAUGGGGAAGACCAGUCUAACGGUGACCUGGGUGUCCACAGUGGGGAAGAACUUCAGCUCACUACCACAAUCACCCAUGUGGAUGGACCGACUGAGAUCUACAAGUUGACCCGUAAAGAAGCACAGGAAUAGGAGGCUAUGGUAUGGCACUGGGCUGGAAUUGUGUCUCUAUCCCUCUUCCCCUAGAAUGGGGAGCCUACUAUACAGAACUCACUGAAAAGUGAAUGCCUAGUGCUUUAUAGGUAUGAUUUCUUAGACUAAUGGAUGGACAUUUGUCAGAUGACCUCUGAUGGUGGCUGUUGUAAGACCUCUGCCACUAAUAUAUAGUAAAUGAUAACAAAAGCUGGUAUGACACAUUUUUUUGUGAUCAUUGUUAAUUAGUGACAUAACAACAUCUGUAGCAGGUGGGUUAGUAACCCUCACAUGAAGGGGUAUACUCCAUGGGAUGGUUUGGGCCAAUGGGGGCUAUAUUGAGUAGGUUAUGACUUUUUUUUUCUGUUUUAGAUUCUGGGAUAUGUUUAAUCAUUCUUUGCAGUCCAACAUUUGCUGAUGUCAUAGUAUUUUCACCCUCCAUCACAGGCACGUUUUUUUGUAUUUACUUCACCAAGUAGCCAAAUGAGUAAUAAUUUAGGUUCUCAGUACAAAUGUGUCCACUUUUUUUUUAAUGGCUUACUAUAAAAUAAUCACAUUUCAUCCUAUCAGAGGCAUUUCAGCUUUGAAACCAAAUCACUGUGUUUGAUACUAAUCUGUCUCAUUGGUUGUGAAUUUUGAGAAAUAUUUGCUAAACUACCCAAGUAGGAUUUCUGGUAUUAAAUGGCCUUUAGGUCCUAAAAACUUUUUUUUAACUUCUUGCUUGAAAUGUGUUUCUUUUGGUAAGAUGCUUCAAACAACCUCCAAAACUGUAAAUCCAAUCAUUUGAAUAAAUGGAAUGUAAAUAUGCACCCCUUUCUGCUCCAACAAUGCUGAGGCAUGUAGGCUCAAAUCUUUCUGGAUCUUACAGUGGCCAGGUGCUGGCAGAAAUACCCUGACUAUCUAUUCCUGGAAGUGCAGCAAUACCUUCUGUAGCAGGCAGUAAGUCUUUUAGGCCAGCAAGAAAUACUCACAUACGUGAGAAAUCAGAUGCUUUAAGCCCUCAUACAUACAAAUCUUAUUGCCACACCCCGUAUUAACCUAUGACAGUGUUUUUUUGUUUGUUGUAGGUUUCUGUAUGUGUGUGUGCUUUUAUUUUUUAUGCUGAAGAAGCCACAUGUCAUAGCAAAUAAAAAAUACUGGAUCCUGGACUUAGAAGGAAGUUUUCUAUCAAAUGUCUGUCAUGCACUAGUUGUGUUGACCUUGUUCAAGCUGUCUGACAUGGCUAUUCCCUCACCUAUAAGCUAGCACUCAUAAAGUGUAACUGUAUGCAGGGUCACAGUGAAAGAAAUAAUUAAUUUACAUGGAAAUGCUUCAACAAUUAUACAUUUAUAUAAAUAGAUUCACUUUGCAUUCUAACCAGAAUUUCAUGAGAGUCAUUUUUAGAUAUGGCUGACUGAAACAAAGUUUGUGGUAUAUUCUCUUUAAUUGUCCUACCUGGCAAACCCCAUCCUGCCUUUCUCCUUACUUUGACUAGAACCAUGGUAAACAGAGAAAACACUUAAGUGUUUGCUGUUGUCUUUAUGCUUUUUUCUAAUCUGGUGAAUGUUGGAUAGGUAUGUGGCCCAUUGUACCUGCAUCUACUUACUGAUCUUCCACCUGAGUAUAAAGAAUCAAGUGUGGCCUGUGCCUCUGUUUCUAUUAACAAAAAGAAACUUUGAACAUUAUAGUCAUCUCCUCGUCAAGACCAUGGAGGAGUCUCUAUUCUUUAGGAUGGGAUAAGAGCCUGAGAUAGCAUUAAAGAAGUAUUAUUUUUUUCCAAGAGCCAAAUGACAGAGUAUUUAAGAAAAAGCCAUUGAAACAAUGUGAUAUGGAGAAGGUUUGGAUAAGGUUUGGUGUCAAGCCUAGAUGGUAUGUAGAAAGGCACAAGAGGAGCCUCUUGCCCUUGGAGCCAGAAUAAAUAUGCUUACCAGACUGCCUCAAGUUUUAGACAGAGAAGAGAUGUGGUCAGAGUCACCUCUGAAGCAAGGGAAAGAUUUAUGGAUCCAGCCACAAGCUCACAGGCCAGAGCCAGUCAGCAGCAGAGAAUGUGGAGAAGGGAGGAAUAUUUUGGAGAUAGAGCAGAGGGAUAUGGUUUGAAUGCUCUUAUUGUGCACUUCAUAAAGAAGCAUAAAGCAGAGUCAGAUUUCAGAUUUCAGCCUAUCAGGUCCCCUGGCUCAUGUAGAGAUUCCUGUAUGAGAUAUCCAUAUGUCCAUAAAUAGUAGAAGCCAGCCAGAUAUGGUGGUGCAUGUUUUUAAUCCCAGCACUCAGGGAGUCAGGGAGGGAGAGGCAGGCAGAUCAAUGUGAGUUCAAGGCCAACCUACUCUACAAAGUGAUUCCCAGACAGCUAAGGCUACACAGAGAAACCCUCUCUAAAGAAGAAGAAGAAGAAGAAGAAGAAGAAGAAGAAGAAGAAGAAGAAGAAGAAGCCAGGUUAGGUCAAAUAGGACCUUUCUAAAAUAAUUCAUGGUUCCCUUUACAAAUUGCAUUACCCCAGAAAGAAUGGGCUUGGGAAAGCUCUAAAGAAGCUCAGCUUCAGAAACUCAUAUUUCAUUUACAAGUCUCUCUCCUGAAAACCAGAGGUGGUAUGUCCUAAUGCCAUUCCAAUUACACAGGGAAACAUGUCAAAUAGUAUAACCAUAUGAAUAGUAAUCAGUCUGCAAAGGAAGGAAAACACUUUUAGCUAUACAAACCAUCAUAAAACAUCUACCACGAUAGGAACAAAGAAAAAUUUAUGUUUGUCUAGACUAAGUUUUAAUUAUUACUUUCUGGGGGGGAAUAAUGAACAGAGUGUUUAUGGCAGACUUGGCCACCACUCUCAUCAAGAAUAAGAAAUAUGCCUGGGUAGAGCAUCAGAGCAUCAUAUAAGAAUAUCAGUAAUGUGAAACCAGGCAUGACUACAUUCAAUAAGAGAGAAAAAUAAGGUAGUUACAGAAAAAAUAUCCGGGGGCCUGGCUCAGCAGUUAAGAGCACUGACUGCUCUUUCAGAGGACACGGGUUCAAUUUCCAAUAUCCACAUGGCAUUUCACAACUGACUGUAACUACAAGAUCUGGCACAGACAUAAAUCUAAGCAAAACACCAAUGCACAAAAAUUAAAAAUAAAUAGUUUUUUUUAAAAAAAGAAGGAAAGAGAAAACCAUGCAGGUUUCAAAAGUUAGAGAACUCAAGUGAUACAAACAAGGCAAUGCUGGACUGCCUGAGACUCAGAAGCUCCUCAGAAGUGAAUGGAGCCUAAUGGAUGUGGUUUGGGGUAUGUAUAACCUUCAUAUGUAUCAGGGGAAAAAUUGGGCAGAGAAGCAGAUUAGAGUCAAUGGAUGAAUAUUCUGGCCAGCAAGGAGGAAGAUGGUUGCUCUGAGUGGAGCCUUAAGGAAGGCACUGAUUUUGAAAUCUGAGACCAGCCAUUAAGGAAAGACAAUGAUAAGAUGAAACAAAAUUCAAAUGUUAAUGAUUAGGAUCUAGAAAUAAGUUGAGUUAGCUCUGAAGGAUUAAAAGGCCAAUUUCAUUGCCCACAGUAGAGAAAUACUAGUUAGACAGUAAAGGAUAAAAUUGAGGUAAAAAGGAGAAAGUUUUCAGCCCUGGGAGGGCCACAAAGAGAGCCUCACCACUAAGAAUGCAGUUGAAGCCCAACUAGCUCCAGUCACUGGAAAACAUCCUAGAAUUUCAAAAACUGAUAAAAGACUAUUAGAGACAAUCAGAUCUGGAAAAAAAUAGUUAUGGGUACCAGUUUUACAUACACAUGCCUACAAAAAAGAAUUCUCUUAAGUAUUCUUAAGAAUUCUUAAGAAUUUUUAUUAAAUAAAAAGAAUUCUCUUAAGAAAAGUAUAAAAGUAUGUACAAGUGUCUGCCUACAAAAUAAGAUUCACCAAUAUAUUCAACAAAUAAGUAUAAAAUAAAAUCACUUAAGUUUGGCUAUCACAUUGGGUUUUUUUGUAUGUAUGUUAUGACUACAUUUUCCCCUGAGGGGAAGAGAAAUAGUCAUCAAAAUGAAGUAAGUGGUUCCUUACUAUGACCUUCACAUAUUUUUUUCAUUGUCCAGAAGUGAGAUAAUUCAUUCUAACAAUCCUAGUGCCUGAGUUCAGGCCAUACAGAGCCUGUGCAAAGGCCUCUGGAGACUGAGCUUCUCAUGUAACAUUAGAGUGAAAGCAUGCAGAUGUCCUUUUGCUUCACCAUUCUUGACAUAUCCUCCUGUCAGGUAAUCACUGAGGCUAACAGAGAAAGUAGAAAGUUUUUUGUUGGUGUGUGAAGAAAAAUCGCUACUUUUAAGAGAGAUCUUGUUCACUGCUACCUCAUAAGGAGCUAUUUUACUGUAGGACUGUGGUCAGGAAAGGGGAAUGAGUUCAGUGAACACAUUUUACUGACCCUUAUCUCACUCUGAACGACACAUUGGCCAGUGUUUUUCAGAAUUGCCUUCUUGGUUUGAGUUUACUUUUUUCCUGCAGGCAUUCAUCCUCAAGGCAGGUGAGGACACCCAGGUGCCCAUGCACGCUGACUGUGCUUUUGAACCUUUAUCCCCCAGGAUCAUUUUUAUCCUGACAUGUUUACAAGAAUAUUUCUGACUUGUAAAAGUUUACUUUCACUAUGUAUUAGUUACUUUCCUAUUUCUGUGAUAAAAUACCAUGACAAAUACAAUUUAUAAAAAGAAUUUAAUUUGGAGAGGCAUGUCAGCAAUAUGCAGGAAUGGUGGCAGGAACAGAAAGCUGAAAGCUUACAUCUCAACCACAAGCACAAAGUAGAGAGAGAAAACUGGAAGUAGAGCAAUGUUUUAAGCUCUCAAAACUGACCUUCAAUGAAAAACUAACUCAGCAAGUCUGCACCACUAACCCUCCCCAAGCAGAUACAUUAACUGUAUUCAAAUAUCAUUUCUCAUCUAAACCUCUAUACCUUCUCUUCUAAAAACUGAUGGAUUUCUUGGUUUGUAAUUACAUUGGUAGCUCAUUUUCUGCUGAUAUCAGAGGAGUCUUCCAGUGAUGUUCAAACUAUUUUGUGUAAAGAGUAUCCUCUUUUUCACCAAUGCACUUAGCUCUUAGAGUUAGGAAUGCCCCUCAGUAUUUGUAUCAGGCCUUUCCUUCUUGACUUUCCAUGUUUCUACUAACAUGUUUUCUAUUAACUAUGUGCCUUUCCAUAGUUCCGUAUGCUCUUCUUCAGACAUAAUUUCCACAAAGCUUCCCCAUUACUAUUGAUUAACUUCAGUUUUGUUUUCUCAUUCUCCCAAAAUAUUACUCUAAGAGUAAAACUGUAUUCUGAUUGAAACAGAUUAAUGUGAAAAUGACACCUUCCCUAUGUGGAGGUUUGAAAAGGUAUGGCCCACAUAGACUUGUGUGUUUGAAUGUUUGGCUAUAGGGUGUGGCUCUGUUAGGGGAUUUAGACUUUUUGGAGUAGGUGUGGCCUUGUUGGAGGAACAAGGUGAGUGGGUUUUGAGGUCUUGUAUACUCACUGUGAGUGGGUUUUGAGGUCUUGUAUACUCAAGCCACUCCCUGUCACUUCUGCUGCCUGCAGAUCAAGAUCUCUCAGCUCCUCCAGCACCAUGUCUGCCUGCAUGCUGCCAUAAUGAUAAUGGCCUAAACCUCUGAAACUGUAAACCAGCCCCAAUUAAAUGUUUUCUUUUAAGA